Molecule: messenger RNA, 1574 nt
Organism: Syzygium oleosum
Lineage: Eukaryota; Viridiplantae; Streptophyta; Magnoliopsida; Myrtales; Myrtaceae
Product: WD repeat-containing protein DWA2
Exons: 14
Coding region: 96-1151 (351 amino acids)
Biological process (GO): protein ubiquitination
Molecular function (GO): protein binding
Source: RefSeq, a predicted model, not a curated record
GAGCUCGCGAGUUUAAGCAAACGGCAAAAUAGCAAGAAAACGCGAUUCAGCAAAAGUCAGUUCAGCUCAAUCGGCGAUCACAGUUCACCGCAUCGAUGCAGGGAGGGUCGUCGGGCGUUGGCUAUGGCCUCAAGUACCAGGCCAGGUGCAUCUCCGACGUGAAGGCCGACACCGACCACACCAGCUUCCUCACCGGAACCCUCAGCCUCAAGGAAGAGAACGAGGUCCAUCUGCUGAGGCUCUCGUCGGGCGGUACGGAGCUGAUUUGCGAGGGCUUGUUCUCGCACCCGAACGAGAUUUGGGACCUCUCCUCCUGCCCCUUCGAUCAGCGCAUCUUCUCUACUGUUUUCUCCACUGGUGAAUCUUAUGGAGCCGCUGUAUGGCAGAUUCCUGAGUUAUAUGGACAGUUGAAUUCUCCUCAUUUGGAAAAAAUUGCCUCACUUGAUGCGCAUUCACGCAAGAUCAGUUGUGUUCUCUGGUGGCCGUCUGGAAGGCAUGACAAGUUGAUUAGUAUUGAUGAGGAAAACAUCUUCUUAUGGAACUUAGAUUGUUCAAAGAAGUCGGCUCGGGUCCAUUCACAGGAGUCUGCUGGUAUGCUGCACUACCUCUCUGGUGGAGCAUGGGAUCCACAUGAUGUAAAUACUGUCGCUGCAACCUGUGAAUCAUCAAUCCAAUUUUGGGAUCUUCGGACUAUGCAGAAAGCAAAUUCACUAGAAUCUGUCCAUGCUCGUGACCUAGACUACGACACACAAAGGAGGCAUUUACUUGUUACCUCCGAGGAUGAAUCUGGUUUACGCGUAUGGGAUCUUAGAAUGCCUAAAGCUCCUAUUCAAGAGCUUCCUGGUCACACACACUGGACUUGGGCUGUUAGGUGUAAUCCUGAGUACGAAGGACUGAUUCUGAGUGCAGGUACAGACUCGGCUGUCAAUUUGUGGUGGUCAUCUGCUGCGAGCAGUGAUGAGCUGAUAUCUGAGAGGUUAAUUGACUCACCUACCAGAAAGCUCGACCCAUUGCUCCACUCAUACAAUGACUAUGAAGACAGUGUUUAUGACCUAGCGUGGAGUUCACGAGAACCAUGGAUUUUUGCAUCAGUGUCAUAUGAUGGGCGGGUGGUUGUAGAAUCAGUGAAGCCCUACCUGUCCAGAAAAUGAGUUCUGGGACAUUAAAUUAGAAUAUUUUCUCGAAUCAUUGAUUUUGAGCAAGGUAUGGUUGAGAGAGCAUGUAUCUUCUACCAAGCCUUGGAAAGCUCUCUGAUUUUGGAUCGUUAAAGUGAAAUUUGCAACCGAUUAAGGCAAGAUCUGUUAGGCCAUACGUGCUUUCUGAAACUGUAUUCAACGAGCAUUAUUUCGCUGACACCUGAAGGAAAAAAAUUGAUUAGAUCACUAUAAAACUUUUGCCGGGUUGUUUUUGCUUCCUUCACAACUUUCUGAUGGAAUGCUUAUGUACUGGCUCUCUACUUCAUACAUGGAGGGAGGCUCUUCAUUGUAUUUUUCUCCAUUGAUUGUCCCGAGGAAAUUCUUGCUCAAUUGGAAGACGGUACUUUGUAGAGGAAGUAAGCUAUUCUUUUGCUGCUA